AGCAGCUAUUACGGCGGAGGGCCUUCUUCGCAGCGACAGCCCGGGAAGGAGGUGGAGGUCGCCUUGGCUCUUGGAGAUCCCCGGCUGGGCAAGCGGGUGAGAGAAAAGCGAAGAGAGCGUGAGCCCGGGCUGUGGCCUCCCGGCCCUGCCGCUCUCCCUUCACGACCAGCCGCGUUUGUUUGGAUUUAAUCUUCAGGUUGCCGGCGCCCGCCCGCCCGCCCGCCGGCCUCGCGGGUCGAGGGGGAAGCACCCGUGCGUGUGGCUGGCGCCUGCUGGGUCCGGACACCCGCCCGUCCGCGCCACUUCUUCCGCGGCAGCAGCGUCCCCGAACCGCGGGGUCGUGUUUGUGUUUGACCCGCGGACACCGGCGGCGGGGCGAGCGGCCCAGGCCGGUGUCGACGGAGCAGGGCGGGCGCAGCGGAGGAAGAGGGAGCGGCAGCCCUCGGAAACCCGGCGCCGCCAUGGAACUGGGCCCGGAGCCCCAGCACCGCCGCCGCCUGCUCUUCGCCUGCAGCCCCCCUUCUGCGCCGCCGCCCGUCGUGAAGGCGCUUUUCGGCGCUCCAGCCGCCGGGGGCCUGUCGCCUGUCACCAACCUGACGGUCACCAUGAAUCAGCUGCAGGGGCUGGGCAGUGAGUAUGAACAGCCGCUGGAAGUGAAAAACAGCAGUCUGCAGAGAAUGGGCUCCUCCGAGUCAACCGAUUCAGGCUUCUGUCUGGAUUCUCCUGGACCCUUGGACAGUAAAGAAAACCUUGAAAAUCCCAUGAAGAGAAUAAAUUUCCUACCUCUCAAGCUCUUGGGGUGUAGUCCAGCUCUGAAGAGGAGCCAUUCUGAUUCUCUUAACCAUGAUGUCUUUCAGCUGAUGGACCAGGAUGAGAAUAAGGAGAAUGAAGCCUUUGAGUUUAAGAAGCCAAUAAGACCUGCGUCUCGUGGCUGCCUGCGACUUGAGGAGGGUAAAGAUCUCUUCACACAGAGGCAGAGCUCUGCCCCAGCUCGGAUGCUUUCCUCAAAUGAAAGAGAUAACAGUGAACCAGGGAAUUUCGUUCCUCAUUUUAUGCCCCAGUCACCUGUGACUGCCACUUUGUCUGAUGAAGAUGAUGGCUUCAUGGACCUUCUUGAUGGAGAGAAUAUGAAGAAUGAUGAGGAGACCUCGUCCUGCAUGGCAAGCCUGUGGACAGCUCCCCUUGUCAUGAAAAGAACUACAAACGUUGGCAAUCGAUGCAAGCAGUUUGACUCCACUUCCCCGUGUAGCUCUGCCUUGAGAUCCAUGUUGAAAAGACCAGAACGAUUUAGAGAGGAGUCCCCACCCGGAAACACCAAGCGGAGGAAGAAUAUGGUUUGGGCAGGUCCCGAAGAGGCAGCUAGUCCAGAGAAGCCACAAGAGAUUCUACAUCAGUCUUUAUCCCUGGUAUCUUCCCCCAAAGGAACCAUUGAGAAUAUUUUGGAUAAUGACCCAAGGGACCUUAUAGGAGACUUCUCCAAGGCUUAUCUCUUUCAUACAGUUGCUGGGAAGCAUCAGGAUUUAAAAUAUAUCUCUCCAGAAAUUAUGGCAUCUGUUUUAAAUGGCAAGUUUGCCAACCUUAUUAAAGAGUUUGUUAUCAUCGACUGCCGAUACCCAUAUGAAUAUGAGGGAGGCCACAUCAAGGGUGCGGUGAACUUGCACAUGGAGGAGGAGGUUGAAGACUUCUUACUCAAGAAGCCCAUCGUGCCUACUGACGGCAAGCGCGUCAUCGUGGUGUUCCACUGCGAGUUUUCUUCUGAGCGAGGCCCUCGCAUGUGCCGCUACGUGAGAGAGAGAGAUCGGCUGGGUAACGAGUACCCCAAACUCCACUACCCUGAGCUGUAUGUCCUGAAGGGUGGAUACAAGGAAUUUUUUCUGAAAUGCCAGUCUUACUGUGAGCCUCCCAGCUACCGGCCCAUGCACCAUGAGGACUUUAAAGAAGACCUGAAGAAGUUCCGCACCAAGAGCCGGACCUGGGCAGGGGAAAAGAGCAAGCGGGAGAUGUACAGCCGCCUGAAGAAGCUCUGAGGGGCCGGGCGGGCAGCAGCAGCAGCCAGGGCCUCCACCCCUCCCCUCUUUGCUGCAGAGAAACUUGAGCAAAGGGGCCAGCUGUGUGAUGUUUGGAGCGAAGGCCCGCGGCUUCCUUCCUUAAACCUUCCCUGCCACACUCCUGAGGUUGGAACCCAGAGCAUCCUGCUGGCUACAUCUUGUCCGGCCCUGCAUCGGGACUGUCUCCUAAGGCUGUCAUGUGCCCAGUUAGAGCACCCAGUCAAGACAAGUUCUGCCUCUUCAUCCCUGCACCUGGAGGGACCACCAGGGGCACUACUGGGCACUUGUCCCCUCUGAGGGGAGGGGUAGGAAAGGGCAUGGAGAGAAGUAAGACGAUGGAAAUGCUGCUGGCCAAAUACCAAAGACAGUCUGGGAAGGAAGUGGUCUUUGUGAGAUAACCCAUAUCUUUAAUUUAUUCGACCUCAUCAAUCACUUUAUUUUUAUUUUUAUUUUUUUUUACCUCCUGGAGACUUUAUUUUAACUGCUUCUUUAAGUCACAAUACUGCUAUUUUAUCAUCCCAAGGACUACCUCUGCUUUUAAUUAAGGAAAAAAAAAAGAGGGAGGAAGAAGAGGCAACAUGCGAGUGUGGGACAGACUAGCUCUGUCGCCCCCAGGAGGCACUGCAGUACUGGGGCUGCUGCUAUUUAAAGCCAAAGACUGAGGUACUGGUGGGAGCAGGCACUGGACUCGGCUUUGGCUACAGGGCAUAAGCUAAACCUCCCGGACCUACCUCGAAGGCCACUGAGAUCUCCCUG
Molossus molossus (Pallas's mastiff bat) is the source of this 2804-nucleotide messenger RNA. It is a transcript of the gene CDC25A, whose product is annotated as cell division cycle 25A. The record is from RefSeq and is a predicted model, not a curated record. The transcript is spliced from 15 exons. Gene Ontology annotation, molecular function: protein tyrosine phosphatase activity. Bases 462 to 2027 code for a protein of 521 amino acids. Gene Ontology annotation, cellular component: nucleus; cytoplasm. Gene Ontology annotation, biological process: positive regulation of G2/M transition of mitotic cell cycle; protein dephosphorylation; G2/M transition of mitotic cell cycle. NCBI's taxonomy places the organism in Eukaryota, Metazoa, Chordata, Mammalia, Chiroptera, Molossidae.